Neolamprologus brichardi is the source of this 938-nucleotide messenger RNA. Lineage: Eukaryota; Metazoa; Chordata; Actinopteri; Cichliformes; Cichlidae. The record is from RefSeq and is a predicted model, not a curated record.
CGCUCGCACUGUCAUUAGGCACCAUGCAGAUCGUUUGACAAAACAGAGAUGGAAAUCUGAGCUGAAUACGAGGGAGUUCAUCAGAUAUUUCCAAGGCAAUGAUCUCUGACCCCCCAGCAGUGACUACCACUGAAGCAGUGACCUCUAAACCCACUGCCGCACCCACACUGUCAGCCACAGCAGAAACCAGCAGCAGUGGCCGAACCCAAAGCCUUCCUGAAACCAGCACCAUCCCAACACUGGACCUCCGAAACCCGCUUCCUCCUCCCCUAACACCUCCCCCACCUCCUCCUCCUGCGCCAGACAUCCCCGACCUUCCACUGCCAUCACCCCCGGUCUUCCCCCUUCCUCUGCCUUCAUCCAAACCUUCUUCAUCAUCCAGUCCUCCUUCUCCUCCAUCGCCGCCUCCCGCUGACAGCCCCCAGCGUCCUACCACGCUCAACCUAAAGACGCUUCCACGUCCCAGCGUCAGGGAGAACGGCUGCCCCCCGCCUGGGCUGGAUGAGGAUGAGGAUGAGAGGAAAAUGCUGGAGGAGGAUUUGAAGAAAUGCAUUGAGGACUUUAAAAAGAUUCGCAUGCCCAAAGUUUUUCCAGAUCGCAAGAGGCACUGGCAAAGGGACUUGCUAAAGAAGUACAAUGCAUAGAGAGCUUUGUUGUGGCAUCUUAAGGAGCAAACCUGACAAGGACUUUAAAACAAUGGCGAGGACAUGCUGCUAGCGGCAUACUCUGGCUUUAUAUUUACAUCGCUUUGAUUCUAACUUUGUGAAGAGUGUCAGCAAAAAACCUCUAAUGUAGCUUUUGCAUGUCAACAGAAGUGAACUGCUAAAGUAUAGUUCUCCAGCUGAGCUUGUCUAGCAGACAUGCACUACAUUUGAUGUGUUUACCCAGCAUAGAAAACAUUCACGUCCAGAUUGUGAGUCAUACUUAUGUUUUUCCCU